This is a messenger RNA of Planococcus citri (citrus mealybug), 6745 nucleotides long. RefSeq lists its product as uncharacterized. Lineage: Eukaryota; Metazoa; Arthropoda; Insecta; Hemiptera; Pseudococcidae. Gene Ontology annotation, molecular function: protein dimerization activity. The coding region runs from base 196 to 5913 and encodes 1905 amino acids. The transcript has 6 exons. The record is from RefSeq and is a predicted model, not a curated record.
ACCACCACAGCAUUGAAAUCUGUGGUUCAAACAAAGAAAAACAAUCUAGAAAUCUUAUGAUAUGAAUUAUCAAAAAGGAGCCAUUUUGUCCGUUAAAGUGCAAAAAGUAAUGUGUAAUGUGAUUAAAUUGAUGGUAUUUUCCUCACUCAAGAAACACCCUAGAGCAAACAUGAACUGAAUGAUUUUCGUUCAAGGAUGGAAAACGCAUCCGAUGGUUGCGUUAGAAGAAACCCAGACAGAAGUGGAAAAACAUCUACGAAACCGUACGUGAAUAAACCGAUCUUCAGGCGAAAAUUAAUCGAAAAAUAUUCCACCGCGAGGUACAACAUAAACACAAAACGAGUUGCGGUUCAAAAGUCACCAACUAGUCAAACUCCCACUGCCGAUAAUGCGGCGGCCGUCAAAGUGCCGCUUGAAAAUGGUAAUUCAUCGUCGCCGAUUGAAAAUCAUCCAAAACCUGGUAACGAUCUGCAGACUUCGCCUGGUUCGUCGAAGAAUAAUACCAUUUCUACAACACCAACCGCUCGUAAGUUGGUCUACAAGGAAACCUCGACCAACACCAGCUUCGAAAAUGAUUCUUCGUUGAAAACUGCAGCAGAUGGUGCUUCUCCAGCUAAAAAACCGACUUUGGGAAAUUCUAGAAAAAGAAAACUAGAUCCCAGCGCUGGUACGUCUACGUCUUCGGCUCCGAAAACUGCAGCAGAUGGUGCUUCUUCAGCUAAAGAACCGACUUUGGGAAAUUCUAGAAAAAGGAAACUAGAUCCCAGCGCUGGUACGUCUACGUCUUCAGCUCCAAAAGCAAAGUGGAGAAUCGCGCCGAGAACAGUAUACAAUAGUUUGUGGGAUCUUUAUCAGAACACGCUUGAAAUUAAAACCGAAGAUCAGGAGCCGGAACAUGAUGCGAAGAAGGAGACGAAAAAGCGCAAAGAUAUUUGGUCGAGAAAACAAAAGCGAAGAAAACCGUUACCGGUUAGUAAAAAGCCAACUGCAGAUAGGAAUUAUUUCGAUCCUUACGUGGAAUGUCUGAAAGAAGCGGAAACCCAGUCGGCGAACUCGUCUCCUGGUUUGGUCAACGAUAAAUUAGGUAUUGUUAUGUACCUAGGUGUCAACAGGCCUUUGUUUCCGUUGAUGUACAGAAAUCUCCGGUCGCUGAAUGGCUCGAAUGAUCAGAAAAUCACCGCCGUUUGGUCCGAAUUCGCGUUAUCAACGUUGAUAACUAAACCAGAGGAUAAAAAAUGUACGCCGAUUUUAGUACCGAUCAGAGAUCCGGAGCUUGCCACUUUAGCAUCGGAAUGUCUCGAUGGAAACGCUUCUCCGGCGCCAUUGAACGUUUCAAUUACAUCGUCUGCAACCGACGAAGAUGCGACGAAGAACGAUAGUAAUAAUUUGCCAGUUGAAAUAAAGCGAGAAGAUAACGAUACGUCAAUCCCGGUUGGCCAGAAAAAACGAAAAUACAGUAAAUAUAGUUCGAUACCCAAAUCUUACGAAUUACGUCGUACUAUCGCGACUAAUGAUAAAAAACCCGACGACGACGACGACGACGUACCCGAGCCUGAAAAACAUACAGAAAUGAAACCGGUUACUCCCGUUGUUACUUCUAGUCCCGAAUUUGAGCCGCAGCCUAUUCCACAGCCAUCGAUUAUCGACGAAAAAGCGAUUCUGAAAAAAUUCGGAUACAAAGAAUGCUUCGUGGCUAUUCCGAAACUUUCAGAUACUCUGAUAAAAUACCUCAGCGCUGGUAAUUACAGCAACCAAUCGGCCGAACUCAAAGAUCCAACCGAAAGGGAGCUGAUCGAAGAAACAGACGACUUCGGUCUCAUACAAUGUACUCGAACCGACGGUAUCAUCAUCGAUUACGUUACCCGGAAUCGUUCUCUGGUUUAUUUUUACAAAUUGAAAAAGAUGUUGGAUUUUCAAAAAACCAACAACAAGUAUUUCGUAUCGUGCGAUUACAUUUUGAUCGAUAACGUCGCUGACGACGAAGAAGAUGUCGAUGUCGAUAUCGUAUCGGUUCCUCAGCACGACGAACGCGAUGUAUCAAUGAAGCCAGCGGCAGCAACGCACGGACCGCGAAAUUCCAAAAAUCCCAACGAUUUAUUCAAAUCGUCCAAGAUUUCCGAAUGGAAGGAUAAAUCGAACAACAUUAGUUGGGUGAAGAAUAACGAUCUGAAAUGCGCUUCCGACGUCAAAUGGCUUUUGAUCUCGUUAGAUAAACAUAUCGCGUCUCUGAGCUACGCCAGCGGAUGCGUUCUACGUUACAGACUUCUAUUCGAAAUCAUCUACAGGGCGGAGUUAUCGAAAAAAGUCAUCUGUUGCGAACUCUCCAAGGCGUCCGAUGGUGGCAAAGAUUCGUUGACUUUCGGCGUUUACGCGUUCCCGGGACUUUGCGACAAAGUACUCGUCGGACCGUAUUUGAAUCACGAAGAGCAUCAAUUAUCUGCCAUCAUACGAACGAGUAACGGUAGCUCGGAACGUACUCUCAUCAAAACGCUCGAAGAAAAGGAAAACUUGCCGCAGCAGUCGGACGAAUCGCACAACGUUAAACAUAUCAACGCUAAAUGGUGGUCCGGUAAACGCAACAACGAUUUAACCGAGCAGUAUUUGAACUUCUUCUUUAAUCCGUCCGCGGUGAAAUGCGCUCCGACAACGGAUAGACUUAGUUUGGCGAAAAUCAUCAGCGAUCAUCCUUGCCAUAAUUACCACGCUUACGAAAUCACCGGUCGCGAAAGUAACUUGGUAUUGUUUCACGAUCGUACCAACGCUAUACCGAAAACCACCACCGUUACUCCGACUGAAAUUCCAGCGCAAAUCGAACCCGAGAUUCCCGCUAUCCCUGCUAGUCGAUCGAAAAGAGCUCCGACAGUAUCGCUGCAUCCGGCCGAACCGAGGAAUUUGAGGAAAAAACCUCGCAGAGAUUAUAGCCAACUCAUCACCGACGACAUGGCGAUCCAUCCGAAUUAUAAAUACUCCGAGUUCUACAUCACCGAUGUGAAAUCUCUGCGAAAGCGUCCUGUUAAUACUGAAGCGAAACCGAAGCGUCCUUCUCAUCCCUCUCAACCUGCUCGUUCUAAAAUGACGGAAAAAUUGCAACGCGCCAGUCGAUAUCACGAAUCUCCAGAAAUGCAUAUAAUGAACGAACGAGUUCGAAGGCUGGAAUUUCGUAAUCGGAGGAAUGAUUUGGCUUCGGUGCUGCAAUCACGUCCAGACGGAUCGUAUAAUGCGCAACCUUUGGUUUCAAUAUUGAUUCAGGCAAAAGAAAUUAUAACGUAUUUAGAAGUGGAUAACAAUAAACUCGACGAAGAAGCAAAACGAUUGCGUACAGAACAGUCAGCGUUGAUGAGAACGUUUACAGCCAAAAUAAGAAGUCACGAUAUCAAAUCAGAAAAACAUAAAAACGCCAUGGCUUUCUUGACCAGGUGGAAACAAAUGAAAGCCGAUCAACGAUACAGACUGAUAGACAUGUUAGGUCAUGCUUUCGAUAAACCAAAACCAACCAAAGUUUCCAAACGACCAGCUGCCGCUUCGCGAACAGACAACAACCGUUCACUAUCGCUGCAGCGCCACUUUUCAAAUUUGAAAAAACAGACACCAGAAAGAGCUCCAUCGUAUACUGGCAGAGGCGACGAAUUAACGUACAAGGAGCUGGACUCGCCGCCUCCCAGAGAUGAAGAUGUAGUGCAACGCACCAUGAGCAGAAUACGAAAACGCCAAAAAAUGAGAGACUCGUUAAGAAACCGCAAGGUUUCGAAUCAUCAAGUUCCAAUCGAAUCGUUAGAGUACGAUGUCAGCGAACAGGUGGUCUGCGAAGAUGGUAAAUCAUCCGAUCCUCUCGGAUCCAGUCAUAUGUUGGAUGAUGUGGGUGAAAUUCCAAUUAUUAUUUCGAAUAUGCCUCCUGAUGUGGAUCCGUACGCUGCCGAUCCGUUAGCAGAUUACGAUGAUGGUUGUGAUGCUUCGUCCGCAAAUGGUAAAUUUUCGGCUUCUAAAAGAAAAUACUCGUGUCACCCGCUCUACUGGGAACACAAUUACUGCAACAUGAUCGACGAACCGCCGAACCGCUGGGAUAAUAUCAUCGCCAAUCGGUUGGCACAAUCAAAAAGUCGUCCAGUAAGAUCGACUGUGCCAGUGAAACCGACUACGGAAAAUGGAUAUCGUCCGAAUAUGCCAAUUAUACCUCAGUUUGGACCACUACUAGCAACAACAACGACACUGAUAAGGAAUUCAUUCCGACCGAACACUCCUUGGAAUCCAUUCAGACCGAAUAAUCCUAUCAUAGGUAAUGGCAUCUCGUUGUUACAUCGAUCACUUAAUACGGUACGAACGCGAGGACCGAAACCAGUAUCAUCGGUGGUCACACCGACGACUCCUACGAUUGCGACUGCGGCUCCGGUACGAAGACCGACCCCGACCCCUAGUCCGAGAGUGGCCGCUGCAUCGACAACGCCAACGCCAGCGCCAACUUUCCAAAUCAGAAUAAACGAUACGGGCGAUGAAAAUCUCGGCAUCGAUAUACUAGAUAAUGGUCGAAUGUUCGCUCGGUUGAAUAUCGCCAAGAUAAACCCAGGAGGUAGCGCGAACAAGACCGGGACGACGUCUUCGUCAACUUCUCGUAGUGGCAUAGCCGGUACUGCGACUUCUAAUAAAAUCAUGACGAUUAUUCAGCGAUUUCUACAGCAAAUGGAAAAAACCUCUCCGGCCACCGAUACCAACGACGACGAACGUACCAAGCAGGCUAAACGAAAUUACGUCGUUAAUUCGUUGAAAUCGUUCAUCAGUAAGUUCGAAAGCCGUAGAAGGAGUUUGGAAGAAUGCGGCGAUCCUUCGUCGCAAGCGUUCAAUGCGGACGAAGCCAGUACAUCCAGCCUUGUCGAUAAUAUCGAACUCGAGUCUGGUUAUUCAUCGAAAAGCGAAGAAAGUUGCGAUCGCGAGUACGGUCCCAGAGUCAAAGAAUCGCCUGCUGCUGUUGCUGUACUCGAACCGGAACGCGAACCCGUACGUAUCAUCGAGCAAGAAACUAUCGAAAAUAUCGUUGUGAGCGACGAAGAACUAUCGCAAGAGGAAGAGGUCGAGGAGGACGACGAAGACGAUAUAGAAGAAGAAGUCGUACAAGACGACGAAUUAAUCGCCGAAGAGGAAGAAGAAGAAGAAAUCGUCGGCGAAGAAGAGCUCAUCGAAGAGGAAGACGAAGAAGAAGAAAUCGAAACCGAUGAAAACACGCUGCAACAGAUAAACGACGUCGACGCGGCGAUGCGAGUAAACGAAACCGAUCCUUUUGCCGAAUCCGACGAUGAUUCUACCGAUUCUACGCCACUUUCAAUCGAUCAGCCGAUCGCCGAAUCGCUGGCGGCCUUAACAGACGAUAAAACCGAGCUAUCUGAAAAGCUGCCCAAAGUUAUAUACGCGACUAACAAGUUCACCAUUAUCAGACCGAAGAAUAAAUUCAUUCCCAACAUAAUGAAAACUCCGACCACGAUCACCGUUAACCACGAUUCAGCUUCGGAUCAUCUCUCUCGUAUUCGAAUCAAACCUUCGAUCGGUUCUCUUGUUAAAUUAUCCACCGCUAGUUUACAACUCGCCUCGAAGCAGAUGAUCAACCAAACUCCGUCGUGGACAGAUAACAAUAAAGAUUCGAUAAUCAAACGGUUAUGGUAUUCGCCUGUUUCUAAAACCGAUGAAGCCGAUGUCAAAGUUGUUCGUCGUGAGUCGUUGCUCAACGAACCGACUAAAACUGACAGUGUCGAGGAGCGAGAUACACAAACUAGCGAAGAAGACAAUUCAAACGACGAGAAGCCAUCGGUUGCCGAAAAAGAUAACUCCGGUGCUAAACGUAUCGUUAUCAAAUCGUUCGCUAAUCACGAGAAAUUCCGAGAAGCUUUCCUGUCCAACGUUGAUAAAUUAUUGACUCCCGAGACGUAGGUUAAACGAUUGUUCAAAUUUUAUUCGUUUUGUUCUGAAAAAUCAUUCCGCUGGGUUCAUCUUAUCUGUAUCGUAACGCUACCGCAUGAUUUAAUGCUCCAGCGAGAAGAUUUUACGCGUAGAAUGUUUUUACAAGAUGAAUUUAUUUCUUUGAAUAGAAAUCAAUCUUUUCAGUGUUUUAUUUUAUUUUAUUUUUUUUUCGAAGUUUGCUGUGAUAAUUUUGUAUUUUUCAUUUUAUUUCAUUAGUUUGUAUGUUCGUGGGUUUCCCAAUUUUUUUUUCUUUUUUUCUUUGUAAAUAUGAAACGAAGCAGAGUGGAAAACGUUUUAAUCUUUCGAAAUAUUCAUUUCUCAAUUUGACUGGUACUUUGAAUUUUUUUUUUGGAUAUUCACGCUUUUCCCAUUGAAAAUGGAAAUACUUGAUGUGUUAUUUUUUCAAUUAAUAUUUCAUUAUUCGAAUUGAGAAAAAUAUAUUAAAUUUUUUUAUUUAUUUGAUUCCACUUUGUUUCUAAUGUUUGCAUUUUGUUUGUAUUCCAUUAAUUAGGUAGUAUUAUGUCGUGUUUUUUCUUCAGCAGCACUCGAGUAUUUGCUACAUUAUGGUUGUUGUUUUUUUUUUUUUUGUACAGAUAUGUACUUAUGUUUUUCUCCUGUUAUUGUACAUUUUAAAAAUAUUUUAAUUAUUUUGAAAUCUCGUGUUUCGCUUUGUUCUAAUAUUGAACGGUUUCGUCAUGAUUUUUAAUAUCAGUUUCUCAUUUUACCUAAUGUGUCGUAUUUUAUUCAAUUUUGCAUUGUAUGAUAUUUCUUCAGGACUGAAUAAAUUAUAAAAUCAAUUGUU